AUGGAUCCUUCAGCUUUGAACAUAAAUUCACUACAACAGGAAGAACAGGAGGGUGAAAAUGCCUAUCGUGCAGUACUGCUGAGACAAUUAACAGAUUUAUUCGGACGGCCGUUAACAUCACAAGGUAAUGAGGAUAUGUUUGUCUCCAACCCCGAACAUGUAAUCAAGAAAAUGCCAAAGUCCGUCUUACUGGCUAUAAGCAAUUUCAUCUCUGAGUUGCCAGUGAAUCAAAUAAAUGUGCCAGCGUUAGUGAAUUUGCCGGUUCACCUAUAUCGUAAUAAGAAGGACUUUAUGGCUACCCUGCUUUUUGUAUCUACUUUAAGUUGGGAAUGGGAGCUAGAUGCAGCACAUAUGGGUGCAUAUAACUCAGACUACCUUGUCCGGAGCGGUAUCCAUGCCAACACUCGCGUCAUGCUUGUUGAAUGGAUGAAAAGGGUACUCUGGUGGUUGCAAAUGCCAACGCGAACUUUGCAUGUAGCCGUAGGUCUAGUGGAUCUGUACACCUGGCUUCAUCCGAUACUGCUUCAAGAAUACCAGCUCUUGGCUUUGGCGGCGAUAGCUUUGGCAAUACGUUUUAGAUCACCUGAUUUCAGAGUCAUUUAUUAUCUCUUGAGUGGUAUUGCUGCUUCUACAUAUACUCAGCUACAGAUAGCCAGAAUGGAAGCAAUAUUGACAGACUGCGUUGGAAGAAGGAUUAACUUCCCCACUCCCUACAGAUUCCUCGACAUCUACUUAUUUAGUCUCACAGAUUUGCCUAAAUCUACGCAGGAAUGGGCUAGAAAAGCUUCCGAUUAUAUUUUAGAUUUGGGUCUAAAUGCGGAGGCACUCUGUCAAUAUUCUGCAAGCCUGCGUUGCGCUGCAGUGCUUUUACUCCUUCGUUUUAUCCUACAGCGGCAUUGUGAUUGUUCGCAUUCGGAUCCGGGUGUGGGAGAUGCGUGUCCCUUUGACGAUAUGCCUCUAUGGCCGGAUAAAAUGGUGAAAUUUACGGGUUAUGGAGACGGCCCACUCCUACGAAAAGUUGCUUUAGUCUACGCAGUAGUUCUAUUCGUAACUCAAGCAACAUGCAUUCCUUUUUAUUUGGCCCAUCACAUGGAUACACCAGACUCGAGCACGUUCAACAAGUAUGUAAAGCCGGAAUACGAAGAAAUUGCACUGGAUGAAAAACUUCGUAGUUUGGUACAAGAAGAUUUGGCUGCAAUUACUGAAGUGGAAUUAGACUAG
Molecule: messenger RNA, 1221 nt
Organism: Echinococcus granulosus
Lineage: Eukaryota; Metazoa; Platyhelminthes; Cestoda; Cyclophyllidea; Taeniidae
Product: Cyclin-A1
Exons: 8
Coding region: 1-1221 (406 amino acids)
Biological process (GO): mitotic cell cycle phase transition; regulation of cyclin-dependent protein serine/threonine kinase activity
Cellular component (GO): nucleus; cytoplasm; cyclin-dependent protein kinase holoenzyme complex
Molecular function (GO): cyclin-dependent protein serine/threonine kinase regulator activity
Source: RefSeq, a predicted model, not a curated record